Messenger RNA from Ramularia collo-cygni, 1488 nucleotides. RefSeq lists its product as uncharacterized. The record is from RefSeq and is a predicted model, not a curated record. Bases 1 to 1488 code for a protein of 495 amino acids. The transcript has a single exon. Lineage: Eukaryota; Fungi; Ascomycota; Dothideomycetes; Mycosphaerellales; Mycosphaerellaceae.
AUGCUCGACGAAAAUCUACCUGCCUUUUUCCUCAAACCGUCUGCAUCCGGAAUCAAGCAUCACCGCGACAUAUACCUCUCCCAUCGUGGAAGUGAUCCGGCGCCAGCGUACACCUUACACAAUGCAGACCCAGCCAGUCCAGCACCCAUCCAAAAGAAUGCGUACGGUGCAGCCUUGUUCGAUGCCUUCAAUCCGGAGAUACUGUACGCCGAAGUGCUGAUGCUUCCGUCAUGGACAACGCCCACUAUAUCUGCCGAAGAGUUAAGACGGCACGACGGCAUCACUCCCCCUCCGCAGCCAAUUCUGCCCAACGAGUUCUCCAUUCAGUUGUACAACCCCGACAUGCAGGUGCGAGUGGAGAUCAAAGAGGGUAAAUGGGGUGGCAGCGAGCGAUACGAGUUCAGCAUGCCGCAGACCUCUUUUCGCACGCCUUCUGCGAGUAAUCUCGACCGCGGACAGAGCGAUCCCGCCAGCUUGGCCAUUACCCCCAAAGUGAACUUUGUAUGGCGAAGGGAGAGCAAGCUCAGCAAGGAGCUGACAUGCUUCAUGACCGGCAAAAGUACGGAUACGAUUGAGAAGAAGAAGAGCAAGCGAGAUCCGGAUAUUGCAAUUGCACUGUGGAGAAGCAUGCGUGAGCUGACAAUCUACGAACCGAACAUGGAGCGAAUGGAUAUGGAGGAUCCAAAAGGUCUGGAGGUCGUUCUGUUACUUUCAGCAAUUGUCAUCAAGGAUGUGUAUUUCGCCCACAAAGACCAGAUGCAUGAGUUGUUCAACAUUUCAGGCACUCCAGCAGACCGGAAAUUGUCAGGAUCUGGAAGAAGACUCACAAAUACGCAACCACCUACUGCAGUAAUUGGACAGCAAAAGCAAGCUUCAAACUUCCCACAAAACCGGAACGAUGAGAAGCGAUCCUCUUUACCACGCCUGCAGACCACGCCMCCUCAACAAAUGCCACUACGGCCGCCUAGAACGACUCGACCGCCUCCUCUAGCAGACCCCCGUAAGCAAUGGGAGCUUGAUGCGGAAACGGCAAGGUUGAAGGCACAGGCCGAGGCAGAAGCCAAAGCAGCCCAAGAUCGUCAGCGACAACGUGAAAAGGCAGACGAAGCAGAACGAAAGCGUCUGCAGAGGAUGGUCGAAGAAGAAGAAAAGGAAGCACGGCGGAAGCGGGCCGAGAUUGACAAGGAGACCGAGCGGCUUCGAAGACAGUAUGGCGUCCCGCCGUCAAACGGCAGACCGACAAGUAACGUCGGGCCGUACCUGAAGCCCACACCGCAGCAUGUACAGUUCGCAGCGGGAAGACCUGGCCGUGGACAGCCGUCUGCUAGUAGCAGUGCUCUUAUGAUGAGUGGAGCUAACCCUGGCGCGAGCAGCAGCUCAAACGUUUCCAAGCCGGCGAAGAAGAAGAGCUUUUUCGGGCUGAGGAGUUUGAGUGACGACGCGGAGGAGCGGAGGAAGGUGGUGAAAAAGUCGAGCUCGAUGUGGUAG